AUGUCAGACAUGGACCCACUGUCAAGUCCUGUCGCAUCGGGAAGGGAAGAGCUCGCUGAGCCGAUGGAUGCGCCCGCUGAGCGUGAGUGGCAGAAUGCGGAAAACGACGACUUUGAUCGCCGCGAUGCUCGCGAGAGUGACGGUGCACGCGACGACCGCCGUCGACAGAGAGAUGCGUACGACGACCGAUACCCUGGACCGCCUCCGUCCCGCAGUCGUGACCCGCCGCCUUCGCGCCCGUCUCCAGCCCCGUCCCAUAUCAUUGGUGUGUUUGGACUGAGCAUCCGCACGACCGAGCGUGAUCUAGAGGACGAGUUUGCUCGCGUCGGCGAUGUCGACAAGGUUGUGAUCGUAUACGAUGCACGUACUGGUCGCUCGCGUGGCUUUGGUUUCAUUACGAUGAGGGAUGUUGAGACGGCGUCGAGGGCCAUUGAGCAGAUGAAUGGCGUCGAGCUGCACGGCCGCAAAAUCCGCGUAGACUAUUCAAGUACGUCGCGCGCUCAUGACCCUACGCCCGGUGAGUACCGUGGCAAUCCGCGGCCUGUCGACGACCGCCACCAGCGAUACCGUGGCCGUGGACGCGAGGGACCCGAGCGACCGGCCUCUUGGCGCGAUCGUGACUCGUAUCGCGAUCGCGAUUCGUGGCGUGACCGCGGUUCGUGGCGCGAGCGCGACGCCUGGAGGGAGCGCGACUCUUGGAGGGAACGUGACUCGUGGCGCUCCUCUCGUCGAUACGACGAAGAGCCGCCGCGCCGUUGGUCGUCGCGCCGCGAUGAUCGUCGUGGCCCAGAGUCGGACGACUGGCGCCGCCGGUCGAGUCCACCGCGGUACCGCGACUACGACGACGAUGCCUCUGCGCGGCGCCAGCGCGACAGUGCCCAAGAUGAGCGUGCUCAUCGAUACGCAGAUGAGCCCCCGAGGCGCGACGAGUAG
Molecule: messenger RNA, 933 nt
Organism: Malassezia restricta
Lineage: Eukaryota; Fungi; Basidiomycota; Malasseziomycetes; Malasseziales; Malasseziaceae
Product: component of the cleavage and polyadenylation factor I
Exons: 3
Coding region: 1-933 (310 amino acids)
Biological process (GO): positive regulation of mRNA splicing, via spliceosome
Cellular component (GO): spliceosomal complex
Molecular function (GO): RNA binding
Source: RefSeq, a predicted model, not a curated record